GGAAGGCAGGACAGGAGCAGCGACCCAGUGCAGGGCGUGGCAGGUCCAGUGGGUCUCCAGUCAGGGAAGGUGGGCGAAAAGAGGGCUGGACCUCGGGAGCGUAGCCACCCACUCUCUGCCGCCUCUUUCUCUAGAAAAGGAGCGUGGUUCGGGCUACGGGGCUGACCACCGCACCACCCGCGAGGCCGCAGCCGAGUCCGAAGCGCCGCCUUCGGCGAGCCAUAGAGGGCGGUGGGACCGACACACUUCAGCAGGGCGAGCUCGAGGCGCUCUAGGCGUCCGCGGUGGACCGCGCGGAGCGCGGCUUCCUGCCUUUCGCCUGCCUCCGCGGGUAGGAGCCGCGGAAAACCUGGAGGGAGCUGAGCGCACGCGGAACACCGCGCUGGACGCGCGCCUCGGCGCGGAAGAGAGACAAUGGGUUUUGCCACAAGAAGAUGGUUCUACCUACCACUGGGCUGCAUGAUGUUGAUCAAUCUGAUGAAUGCUGAUUUUGAAUUUCAAAAGGGGGUGCUUGCCAGCAUCAGCCCAGGCAUCAUGAAAGAUAUUGAUUUCCAGUGCUGGAAUGCUUGCUCUUUGAUGUUGAUAGAUCUCAAGGAACUCAAGAUACAGCACAAUGUGGAUGCUUUCUGGAAUUUCAUGUUGUUCUUGCAAAAAUCCCAAUGGCCUAGACAUUAUAAUGUCUUCUUAAGCAUAGCUCAGGAUUUCUGGGACAUGUAUGUAGACUGCUUGCUUUCACGAUCUCAUGGAAUGGGAAGAAGACAGGUGAUACCUCCCAAGUAUAAUUUUCCACAGAAGGUAACAGGAGGUAAUUUGAAUGUGUAUUUAAGAGAACAACAGGUUUAUUAUUUUAAAAAAUAAGUAUUUAAUCCUUAUUUGCCAACAAGCUAACAAAUUUGCCCAAUUUUUUCUA
Messenger RNA from Lutra lutra (Eurasian river otter), 910 nucleotides. RefSeq names its product family with sequence similarity 237 member B (gene FAM237B). The transcript has 3 exons. NCBI's taxonomy places the organism in Eukaryota, Metazoa, Chordata, Mammalia, Carnivora, Mustelidae. The record is from RefSeq and is a predicted model, not a curated record. Bases 415 to 858 code for a protein of 147 amino acids.